Messenger RNA from Alosa sapidissima (American shad), 2687 nucleotides. RefSeq names its product metallophosphoesterase 1 (gene mppe1). The record is from RefSeq and is a predicted model, not a curated record. Gene Ontology annotation, cellular component: endoplasmic reticulum-Golgi intermediate compartment. Bases 649 to 1806 code for a protein of 385 amino acids. Gene Ontology annotation, biological process: endoplasmic reticulum to Golgi vesicle-mediated transport; GPI anchor biosynthetic process. Lineage: Eukaryota; Metazoa; Chordata; Actinopteri; Clupeiformes; Clupeidae. Gene Ontology annotation, molecular function: phosphoric diester hydrolase activity. The transcript is spliced from 9 exons.
UAGCCCACUGUGUGAUGCGCACACCGAGCAUACAGAUGAUGACUACGAGCCUUUAUGUGCUGUGCGCGGCGGCAGCGCAUAAAAAUGCAGUUGCUAAAAAAGCGAAGUAGGAAAAAACAGACAAUGAUAAACCAAUGAUGCGCCAGGAUGUGUUGCCCGGUCGGUUCUGCGUGUUGGUACAUACCUCGUUUGUUCCUUGUUUGGACGGUUUCUUUUAUAUUCAUCAAUCAGCAGGCUGAUGCUGGCUGAAGCAGGUUGAUGCUGUAUGUCAGGAUUGUGAGAAAAUGUUGUUUGUAAAGAUAACCAGCCAGUCUGCAUGUCUCCCAUUGUACUCGACUGUUCGUGAUUCCCUGCUUCUUUGGACAACAGAGACAUUUUGGAUUUGUUUUAAUCUGUUGUGCUUCUGUGAUGGACAAGCCAGCCAGCCCGCUUACUGGCCAAAUAAAUAGACUACACGUGAAACCAAUUGCAGACCUGGUCCGAUAUGACUCGUAGGCUACUCUCUUCUGAGAAUGAUGUUUUUUUAGAGUAUUUUUUUGACUGGGAUAUUAUUUUUUUGACUGGGAUAUUAUUUUCCGCGGAAUUGCCUAUAUGGGUCGGUUCUAUGCAGCCAUUUGUAAAGAUCUGCUGUAGGUUUUGCGCUCAGACAUGUUCGGACCGAGUGGAAAGUGCAGAUGGAGUUUCGCUCUCUCCAUGGUUUUAUCAGUCUGUAGUGUAUUCAUUUUCUGUGAAUAUUUGAUAUACUUUCCAGCAAUUAUGCAAUGUUCGUGGCCCGAGAUGAAGAACGACAAAAUCUCUCAGUCACCUCUACGCACUUUGUUUUUAUCGGAUACACAUCUUUUGGGAGCCAUAAAGGGCCACUGGUUCGACAAACUGAGACGAGAGUGGCAGAUGGAGCGAGCAUUUCAGACAGCCCUGUGGGUCCUAAAGCCGGAGAUCAUCUUCAUUUUGGGAGACAUUUUUGAUGAGGGAAAGUGGAGCUCCACUAAGGACUGGGAGGAUGACGUGAGGCGUUUCAAACAGAUCUUCCGCCACCCGAGUGACACCGAGCUCAUUGUAAUCAUCGGUAACCAUGACAUCGGCUUCCACCAUGAAAUGACCUGGCACAAACUCCAACGCUUUGAGCAGGUGUUCAACGUCACCUCGGCGAGGAUUCUCAGCCGCCGAGGAGUGAAUUUCGUGUUGGUAAAUAGCAUGGCGCUGCACGGUGACCACUGUCCCAUCUGCCGGAGUGUGGAGAACGAGCUUCAUAGGCUCUCCACAGCACUCAACUGCUCCAUACAGGAGCAUCAGUCGGAGGGCAUGAAGAGACGUUGCCAGGAGACACAAACGUUCCCUGCCACCCCGCCCAUUAUAUUGCAGCAUUACCCCCUGUACCGGGAGAGUGAUGCAGGAUGCACAGGACUAGAUGCUGCUCCCCUGGAAGAGCGCCACCAGCUGUUUCAAGAGCGCUAUGACGUGCUCUCCCAAGAGGCUUCCCAGAGGCUGCUGUGGUGGUUCCAGCCCCGCCUCAUUCUCAGUGGCCACACCCACAGCGCCUGUGAGGUUGUCCAUGACGACAAGGUGCCGGAGAUUAGCGUUCCGUCCUUCAGCUGGAGGAACCGAAACAACCCCAGCUUCAUCCUGGGGACGUUCUCAACGACUGACCACCGUCUCUCCAAGUGUUUCCUGCCGGAGGAGAGCAGCGUGAUCGCCCUCUACUGCGGCAGCGCCAUGGCCCUGCUACUGCUGGCACUCGGACACUUCCACCUGUUCAGGGGCGCGCUUAAUUUCAGCAGCCUCAUAGACAAGCACAAGCCCCUGUGAGCCCCCCCAUCCCGACUCCAUACCAGAAGCCUGAUGGAGGAGUUCAAACCCCUGUGAUAUCCUCCCUGACUCCAUAUGAAAAGGCUGUAGGGGGAAGCACAAGCCCCUGUGAUGCCCCUUCCCCACCAUCCCUCCCUGACUCCAUACAGUAAGCAUGAUGGAGGAGUACAAGCCCCCGUGACACCAUAACAAAUCCCACUGAGAAGGGUGCACAAACCCCUGUGAUAUCCUCCCCGACUCUGGGGACUCGAGGCUGUUGGGGAAAGCACAAGCCCUGAACUGAAGCCCUGUUCUGUGUAGAGAGAUGGAACUUUAAACUUUAGCUAAGGCGUUAGCACUUGUUUCAUGCUUCAUUUGCACCUUAAAACAUUGCAGCGUAUGCAUGCACAGACCACACAAGCUGCGCUUUUCUAGCUCCUACAUAUGAGUUUAUGGGAAGGUCGAGAAAAAAGGGAGGAGAGUUAAGAGUGAUCGAUUAGGUAUUCCGUCAUAUGUAUGAAAACAGCACACCUAGAUUUGACUGAAUCAUUUCCGCCUUUUAAAAGCCGAUGUAAUCCAGAUUGCAGUUAAAUGCAUCAGUAGAACCAAUAGUCGGAGCACCAGUGCUUCUCUAAACCAUGUCAAAAGGAACUUUUACUGUCACCUUCUCACAUCAUCCACUUCCCAAGGCUAUGCCUGCUAGACUAUUAUGUUUGUGUUUAUGGUUUUAAGCAGACGCAGGGGCCAAAAAGCGAUGUAGGCCUACAAUAGUGAUAAACAUCAUCAUAAACAAUUAAGUUUAAAGUGGUCAUAGACCUAUAGCCUAGAGACCUACAUCAAAGCCCAUUGACGUCCGUUUCCAAAUCACCAAAAACCCAGGAAUGUGUUCUUUCUUUAAAAUU